This is a messenger RNA of Babesia microti strain RI, 387 nucleotides long. RefSeq names its product DNA/RNA-binding protein Alba 3 (ALBA3). The coding region runs from base 1 to 387 and encodes 128 amino acids. Lineage: Eukaryota; Apicomplexa; Aconoidasida; Piroplasmida; Babesiidae. Gene Ontology annotation, molecular function: nucleic acid binding. The record is from RefSeq and is a predicted model, not a curated record. The transcript is spliced from 2 exons.
AUGUCUAGAAUGAAAAUGAAUAAAACACCUCUAGCGGGAGCAAAAAAGAAGAAAGAUGGCCAAAAUGCGGAAAAUUCCCAAGAAGACUGUGCGACAACGGUGGUACAAGUAUCGUUUUUAAGAAACCCGUACUUCUAUGCCAAAUUCGGCCAAAAACUGCUAGUAGGAUCGAAAAAUGAACCUGGAAAGAAUCAAAUAAUUAUAUCCGGCCUAGGUACGGCGGCUAAAAAUGCCAUUGCGUCCGCGACAAUCAUGGACAAGGAGAAUUGUGCCAGUAUAUCAAAAAUUGAAACUUCGUGCCACUGGGAUGAGAAACUACACAGAUCAAUUCCCAAAAUUAGCAUAGUUCUUAAGAGAAAUCCCGAUUACGUAGCUGAAACUGCCUAG